Fundulus heteroclitus (mummichog) is the source of this 1326-nucleotide messenger RNA. Its product is annotated as vimentin-like. The record is from RefSeq and is a predicted model, not a curated record. NCBI's taxonomy places the organism in Eukaryota, Metazoa, Chordata, Actinopteri, Cyprinodontiformes, Fundulidae. The transcript is spliced from 12 exons. The coding region runs from base 1 to 1326 and encodes 441 amino acids.
AUGGAAGAAGAAGUUGUAGCUGAAGAUGCCAGUUUCAGUCAUGGAGCUGAAGCAGAGGCCAGUUAUAGAAGUGAAGAUGGACCAGAUGAGGAGGGACAGGAGAACAAGGUCUGGGAGAAUGUGAUGGAGGAGAAGGAACAACUUAUGAUGGACUUGCAGAUGGACUUCUGGGGGCGGCACAGCGAGCUAGACAACCAGAUCGACACGUCCACCACCAUGACCUCAGAAAUAUCGUCUAGAACAUACGAAACUUGCUGUGAGGAAAUCACUACUUCCUCUAAAUCUGAGCAACAUGUCACUGGUUCGAGCAUCGACAAAUCAGAGGUCGAUAGAUUGAGAGAGCUGAAUGAACGCCUUGGCAAAACGAUAGCUUUCCUGAUGAAGCAGAACAACUCUCUGAGGGUUAAGGUGGAGCGUCUGACAAAAAAGGAGAGAGAGAUAAGUUCCGUUUCAUGGGAGGAGGAAAAAUCCAACAGAGCUGAGGAGAUUGAGGUGCUUGAGGAGAAGAACAAAAGUCUGAAUCAGAGCCUGGAGAAGGAGAUCAACGGAAGAAUCGAAGCAGAGAAAAAACUUGGGAUUUUGGAAAGGGAGCAAGAAGAACUCAAGCUGGAAAUCAAGAAACUGGAAAAGAAAAUUAACAUAAAGGAGGAGACGAUUUCUAAAUUGAAGGAGAUAAAUGAAACGGAAAAGGAACAGACAUUGGAGACAACGGAAAUCACUAGGAAAGGUGGCUUCAAUGUCGACAUUGUUGAUGGUAUCGGGAUUGACAUUGGGGAAUUAAGGAAGAAUAUCUUGGAAAUCUCUGAAAAGAAAUUCACUGACAUUAAAAGUCAUUACAAAACCAAGGUGGAGGAAUUGGAAAAGACAGUUACUGAGAAAGAAGCAGAACUCGCUGAGGCCCGUGAGGAGAACAUUAAGUAUGCUCGUCAGAUUGAGGAUUAUCAAUCAGAGGUCUCCUCCUUCAAAGAAAAAUUAGAGAAAGCAGACGUACGAUAUUUGACGGAAAUAUCACGUUUAAAUAAAGAAAUCCAAAAGAUUAAAGCAGAGAUAAAGGCCAUGGAGGAAAAGACAGAGAUUCAUUCUCAAACUACUGAGGAAACCACCAAGGUGGAGUUGGACACAGAACUGCUUAUCUACAAGGAAUAUCUAGAUCUUAUGGAGGGCAGGUUCAAGAUACAUGAGACAGACGAAUCCGCUGGUGGAGAAUAUUUUGUAUCAGAGGAAAGCACGGAAACCAUGAAAAAGACAGAGACAAAGACUAAAAUUGUCGAAGCCUACUAUGAUCAGGAGAAGAUUCAUCACAGUCAGGAAACAGAAACAAGGUAA